Messenger RNA from Propithecus coquereli (Coquerel's sifaka), 1883 nucleotides. RefSeq names its product endothelin receptor type A (gene EDNRA). Gene Ontology annotation, cellular component: membrane. NCBI's taxonomy places the organism in Eukaryota, Metazoa, Chordata, Mammalia, Primates, Indriidae. Gene Ontology annotation, biological process: G protein-coupled receptor signaling pathway; regulation of blood pressure; vasoconstriction. Gene Ontology annotation, molecular function: endothelin receptor activity. The record is from RefSeq and is a predicted model, not a curated record. The coding region runs from base 108 to 1391 and encodes 427 amino acids. The transcript has 8 exons.
CGCGCGGACCGGGCGGCUGUCCGCGCCUGCCGAGCUCCACGGUGGGGGGAGAAAGUGAGGGAGUAAAAGCAACAAGAUAAGAGACAUUUCCUCAAAUUUGCAUCAAGAUGGAAACCUUGUGCCUCAGGGCAUCCUGUUGGCUGGUACUGGUUGGAUGUGUAAUCAGCGAUAAUCCUGAGAGAUACAGUACAAAUCUAAGCCAUCAUGUGGACGAUUUCACCACUUUUCAUGGGACAGAGAUCAGCUUCCUGGUUACUACCCAUCGACCCACUAAUUUGGCCCUGCCCAGCAAUGGCUCAAUGCACAACUAUUGCCCACAGCAGACUAAGAUUACUUCUGCUUUCAAAUACAUUAACACUGUGAUAUCUUGUACUAUUUUCAUCGUGGGAAUGGUGGGGAAUGCAACUCUGCUCAGGAUCAUUUACCAGAACAAGUGUAUGAGGAAUGGCCCCAACGCGCUGAUAGCCAGCCUUGCCCUUGGAGACCUUAUCUAUGUGGUCAUUGAUCUCCCUAUCAAUGUAUUUAAGCUGCUGGCUGGGCGCUGGCCUUUUGAACACAGUGAGUUCGGCGUGUUUCUUUGCAAGCUGUUCCCCUUUUUGCAGAAGUCCUCAGUGGGGAUCACCGUCCUCAAUCUCUGCGCUCUUAGCGUCGACAGGUACAGAGCAGUUGCCUCCUGGAGUCGUGUUCAGGGAAUCGGGAUUCCCUUGGUUACUGCCAUUGAAAUUGUCUCCAUCUGGAUCAUUUCCUUCAUCCUGGCCAUCCCUGAAGCGAUCGGCUUCGUCAUGGUGCCCUUUGAAUACAGGGGUGAACAGCACAAUACCUGUAUGCUCAAUGCCACAUCAAAAUUCAUGGAGUACUACCAAAAUGGAAAGGACUGGUGGCUCUUUGGGUUCUAUUUCUGCAUGCCCUUGGUGUGCACCGCAAUCUUCUACACCCUCAUGACUUGUGAGAUGCUGAACAGAAGGAACGGCAGCUUGAGAAUUGCCCUCAGUGAACAUCUUAAACAGCGUCGAGAAGUGGCAAAAACAGUUUUCUGCUUGGUUGUAAUUUUUGCUCUUUGCUGGUUCCCUCUUCAUUUAAGCCGUAUUUUGAAGAAAACCGUGUAUGAUGAGAUGGACAAGAACCGAUGUGAAUUACUUAGUUUCCUGCUGCUCAUGGACUACAUCGGUAUUAAUUUGGCAACCAUGAAUUCAUGUAUAAACCCAAUAGCUCUGUAUUUUGUGAGCAAGAAAUUUAAAAAUUGUUUCCAGUCGUGCCUCUGCUGCUGCUGUUACCAGUCCAAAAGUCUGAUGACCUCCGUCCCCAUGAACGGAACAAGCAUCCAGUGGAAAAACCACGACCAAAACAACCACAACACAGAGAGGAGCAGCCACAAGGACAGCAUUAACUAACCAUUCUAAGAAACAUUCGUCAAUAUUCUUUUAAAUCCUAUGGGAGGAAAAAAAAAAAUCACACAGCAACUGUCUCCAGAAAUCUCUUCUCCGAUCCGUCUUCCUUAACUCGGUAGAGAAGCAAUGCUUUUCCAAAACAGCAGAAGGGGGACGGUGUAUACCCAGAAAGUCUACAAAUCUUACUUCUUUAAUUUAUCCAGUUUUCAUAUUCUGCAUGUUAUAUUCAGCACUAAAAAAUGGUGGGAGCUGGAGGAGAAUGGUGACUGCUAAAUUCAUCCAGAAGGAUAUUUAGUGCACUUACAUGGAAAUAGAGUUUUCAAGUACAUGACUAGCUUUUAUGGCAGUUCUGUCAAAUGUUCAAUGAGAAUUGGUCACCAAAAAACUUUAGAGACUAUGACAAGAUUUUCUAUUUUUUAAGUGAUUUUUUUUUUUUAGCCAAAUACAAUAUGGGCUUAAGUCAGUUUUAUUUGAAAUACCAUUCAGUGCCAGUAU